Molecule: messenger RNA, 2722 nt
Organism: Phyllotreta striolata
Lineage: Eukaryota; Metazoa; Arthropoda; Insecta; Coleoptera; Chrysomelidae
Source: the annotation of a GenBank genome assembly
GACACUUGUUCUGCGACUUGACAAGGGCUAGAAGGGGGUGUAUUUAUAUUUAAAUUUUUUUAACUAUUAAAAAACUAAAUAUCGUAGUAAUUAAUUUUUUAUUUACAAUAAAACAAUGAAGCCAUUUUGAGUAUUUAAAAACCAAAAAUAUGACUUCAAAAAGGGUAAAUAUGAGAGAAUUGGAGGCUGCUGCUAGGGCCUCUGCAACAGCCAAGGUCAUUAACACAUUAAAUAGGCCAGGCCAAUUGGAGAAAAUCGACCAAAUUAAGCAGAGGUAUGUUCGAAAGAAAGCUUCCGUCGAAGCACUGUUGAAGUCUGCAAUGCAGCAACAACUUGAUGGGGUUCGAACUGGCUUGGUUCAGUUGCAUAAAUGUCUUGAGGAGGUUUGUGAAAUUAAUCAUAGUAUGAAGAAAAUGUCUGAUUUGUUUUCUGAUGUUCCUGAACUUAGCAAAAAGCUGAUUGAUAUUAGAGACGAAAAUAUGCGACAUUCACAGUACGUAACAGCUAAAGAAAAUCUUAAGCACAUUUUUACAGUUCCAGAAAGUGUUGAGAAAACAAAAGCUUGGAUUAAUGAAGGAAAAUUGUUGCAUACACAUCAGUGUUUAAGGGAUUUGGAAAACUCUAGAGAUGACCUGCUGUUCGAAUUACACAAAUUACCUAACCAGUCGGUACAUGACAAAUCGAUGUUGAAAGCAUAUUUUGCCGAUGUGGAGGUCUUAUCAAAGUUGUUAGAGAAGCAACUAACAUUCAUUUUAUCUAGAACGUUAAAUACAGUAAGAAAAGACCCUACAGUAAUCGUCACAGCUCUGAGGAUCAUAGAACGAGAAGAAAAAGCAGACGAGGAAGCUGUAAAGCAACAUAAACAAACGGGAUUCAUUCCUCCAGGUCGUCCAAAAAAGUGGAAAGAAAUGUUAUUCAACAUUUUGGAGAAGACUGUGUCAUCAAAAAUUGAGGGUACUCAGGUUGAAGAAAGAGAAGAUAACAAACAUUGGCUUAUACGUUAUUUGGAACUCAUUAGAAUGAUGAUUUUAGAAGAUCUCAGGAUAGUUAAAACGCUUUGUCUUCCUUGCUUUCCACCAACCUAUAAUAUAUUGGAUUGGUACAUUCGCAUGUACAAUCGGUGUCUUUCCAUACACCUACAAGAAAUCAUACAAAAUGGACUUGAAGGAAACGAAUAUGUUACCAUGCUUUCUUGGGUUUUAAGAACUUACAAAUCAAAAGAUAUGUUGGGUCAUCCUGAUCUUGCAGCUUCUACAGAAAAUUUGCGCGAAUUACUACCCAAAACUGUGCUAGAUGAAUUAGAAGGCAAAUAUAUGAAAAAUAUCGAGAAUAAUUACAAAGAAUGGAUGCAGAACACCCUUAAAUCAGAAAAAGAGGAAUGGAGAUCAAAUACAGAACCAUUUUCUGAAUCGUAUUCACGCACACCAGCUCCAAUUAUUAUAUUUCAAAUGAUUGAUCAGAAUUUGCAAGUAGCUAAAACAAUAAGUGAAGAAUUAACAAUAAAAGUACUAAAUUUAAGCAUUCAACAAGUUAUCAUCUUCGCAGAUGAUUUCAGAGAAGCUAUUAUUGAAUUCAAAAAUAAAUAUUUUGAAGACAGAAAACAGGUUGUUUAUUUUACACAAUACAUGAUCUUAAUUAUCAACAAUAUAUCCCAACUGAUUGAAUUAGGUUCUCAACUGGAAAAAGAGUAUGUUACGAAUACCAGUUCGCAUGAACUUACUAGGAAUUUUGGAGCUUUAAAAGCGACUUAUAUUAAAAUGAGAAACGACGCAGUUCAUAAUCUCUUAGAAGAAUUAUUUGUUGAUUUAGACCAACAUUUUGACAAAUUAUUUACUUCACAUUGGUUCACUUCUAAUCCAGCUGAUACAAUAUACGUGACUAUCGAAGAUUACUUCCAGGAUUACAACCGCUUAGUGGAAGCGAAUUAUAAAUAUUUAACUGAGCAAUUAAUUACGUGUGUUGGUAGAAAAUACCUCACAGCCAUGCUCUCCCGGCGUGUAUCGUUUAAAACUUACGAAGAAUGUAUGAAAGCCGCUCAGAAAUCAUCAGAAGAAGCCAACAGGUUUAACAGAUUGUUUCUAAACCUUAGCAAAGAUAUUGAAUGUGAAAAUCCUUUCGAAGCGAUCAUUAUGCUUUCGGAAGUUUUAAAGAGCGAUGAUGAUAUGCUGUCAUUCGAGCUUCACAGGGUUGUUGAGAAAUAUCCAGAUAUCACAGACGAUCAUCUUCUUAGGUUACUUAAUUUGAGAGGCGAUCUGUCUAGGUCUGAAGUUAGAGAUAAAGUUGCACACAUAGAUAAACCUAAAGUUUUACAUAAAAGUUCCAUUUUUAGAACAUUGCUGUUUCCGAAACUUGUAAAUAUCAAUUUGAACUUUUAAUAUGUAAUUAAUGUGUAAUAAUUAACAAUCUUUGUUUAACUCAUUCCAUUCGGUAGGUCACACUUUAGAAUGAUAUUAAAUAUUGUAUUUAUACUAUAAUUGUUAUAGGGAGAAAUCAAAUUCUUACAAACUAACCGAGAAUGUAUAAUAAUUUGAGGUAGAGUUAUAAUUAUGAAACAAAUUGUAUAAAAAUUAAAGCAUGUAAUAAGAAAAUAUAAAUAAAUUUUAUAAACAGAACACAUUAUUUACGAGUAUUUAAAUUUUUAAAGAAAUUGUGAAGAGUAGGUUGAUUUUCAGGCUUUACUCUCUUUAAACCUAACGUCCUACAAGGACCUAAUCGUUUUCGU